Colletotrichum fioriniae is the source of this 534-nucleotide messenger RNA. RefSeq lists its product as uncharacterized. NCBI's taxonomy places the organism in Eukaryota, Fungi, Ascomycota, Sordariomycetes, Glomerellales, Glomerellaceae. The record is from RefSeq and is a predicted model, not a curated record.
AUGUAUGCCAGCAACCUCAUCACCACUUUCUCCGCCCUCAUCGUCGGUGCCUCCGCUGCAACUCUUCCCUUCCGGUGGGCCGGCGUCUCAAUUAACGCCGCGACCGCCGAGCGUCGACAGGCCACCGGUAGCGCCACCUAUCCUACAGCACCAGGAAACAUCUCCUGGAGUGCACAAAACUACAUCUGGGGCUGCUCACCAGGCGGCUGCAGUGCUCGCUUCAACAUUAGCGCCCCCUCAGGCUACAGCUCCGGCGCGCCCGGCUUCAACGUGGUCUGCAGCCCUAUCUACAUCCAGCAGGGCUGGGUCCCCUGCCUGAACCCGGACAACAGCCCCCUCGGCGAGGGUUCGCAGGUCUUUACUAUUUGGACGGCCGGCGCGGACCGUGAGCGCAUGUACCUUGGUGUCGAGCACAUUUACAAGCGUCAGGAAGAUGGGCUCACUUGGAAUGCCACUGCUGGAACCGACAUCCUCCCUGUGCAGAACAUGAGCAUUACGUUCCCUGUCAAUACUGUCGUAGUUCUUGAGUCUUGA